AUGGUGGUGCUGAGAAGUGAGACGUCAAAAUUAUUGAGAUGUGCAAAGGAUAUUCCUCCAAGAGAGACGGAGAAUAAGGUGCAAAGUACGAAGUCGCAGUGUUGUGGAUGCCAGUUCCAGCUUAUAGCCGAAAUGCGAGGUGAUGGUACUUCAUUUAGCAUUUGUAUUGUACUAGGUCCUAAGGGUACACAUAACCACCCGUUUGAUACAUUUAGGGAGGGACAGAGGCAGAUAAGCGGGAUGAGCGAUAAAGCGAAGGAGAUUGUUAGGGAAAUGUUGAGGUUUCGAGGAAAACCGGCUGCAAUGGUGAAGCGAAUUAAUGUUGAAUGCCCUGAUGACUACGUUGUCCCCAAACAGUAUACAACUAAAAGAGUAGAUCAUGAUUCGGGUGUGUUGAGUGAUAUUUUCUUGGUACAUCCAGUAUCUGUACAGAUGCUCAGAGUCUACAGAUGGUACAUUGUUGCAAAAUUUGAUUGGGUGGGAGGUGCAUCCUACUGCCAUAAUAACAUACCUAAAGUUGGGACUGGUAGGCCCAAUCAAGAGAUACUUCUAGCUCCUACUCAGUAUGAACAUGCAAUGGCUGUGUCAGGGAUGAAGGCGUACAUGCACUCAAAUGCUGAAAGUUAUGGAAAGUUGGUGAAAUGUGUCGAGGACACUUGGGAGUUUGCUCGCAUGCAUGAACUAGGCGAAGAUGUUUACCAGAGUUGUGGUUGUGUGUUGGAAAAGACUCAUGGAAUCCCUUUUGCAUUCGAGCAUAGACGGAUAGUUGAUGAGCGGUUGCCCCUUGAAGUAGCCGACAUCCACUUUUUUUGGAGCAUACUAGAUUACAGGAGAAAUGUGCCUGAUUCGGCUCCUGAUGAUGAUGAUGUUGAUAUUGCUGAUGAUGAAACAGACGAACAAAAGAUUUUUUUAGGUCUUGCGGAUGUGGCAUAUAACAAGGAACUUGUUGUUUUGAGGCGCAUCAAUGCGUUCCUGCAACAUGUAAAUGACUCUAAGCAUAUGAGCUAUGAGCAACCAAAGGUGAAGACGAGAGUGAAAGGUCGUCCGAAACUUAAGAAGCGAAUACCUUAUCUUUGGGAGAAGCGUGACACAAGAGGUUGGAGGACGGAUAUUGUUUCCUAUGAAAGUGCUAAGGACAUUCCGUAUUUUAUGCUUCCCUACAUUCAGAGAUACCUUAAUGUGGAGCCAGAUGGGAAUUGUGGGUUCCGUUGUGUGGCAGAAUAUGUCUGUGACACGCAAGAGGAAUGGCCGUGGGUCCGAGCAGUGAUUGUUAGUGAUCUUCUUACAUUGCCUGAUUUGUAG
Oldenlandia corymbosa var. corymbosa is the source of this 1302-nucleotide messenger RNA. The record is from the annotation of a GenBank genome assembly. NCBI's taxonomy places the organism in Eukaryota, Viridiplantae, Streptophyta, Magnoliopsida, Gentianales, Rubiaceae.